CUAUUCCUCCCCCACUGACACCAAUGAUGGGGCACUGUUCCUCCCCCACUGACACCAACGAUGAGGCACUAUUCCUCCUCCACACUGACACCAAUGAUGGGGCACUGUUCCUCCUCCACACUGACACCAAUGAUGGGGCACUAUUCCUCCCACUGACUAAUGAUGGGGCACUAUUCCUCCCACUGAUACCAAUGAUGGGGUGCUAUUCCUCCCACUGAUACAAAUGAUGAGGCACUAUUCCUCCCACUGACACUAAUGAUGGGGCACUAUUUCAUCCACUGACACCAAUGAUGGGGCACUAUUCCUCCCACUGACACUAAUGAUGGGACACUAUUCCUCACACACUGACACUACUGAUGGGGCACCAUUAGUGUCAGUGGGAGGAGUAGUGCCUCAUCAUUGGUAUCAGUGGGAGGAAUCAUGCCCCAUCCCCAUCAUUGGAAUACCAUACUGAAAUACCAUACCAUAUUGAAAUCAAAUCUGAUG
Staurois parvus is the source of this 486-nucleotide messenger RNA. Lineage: Eukaryota; Metazoa; Chordata; Amphibia; Anura; Ranidae. The record is from the annotation of a GenBank genome assembly.